Molecule: messenger RNA, 2615 nt
Organism: Psammomys obesus (fat sand rat)
Lineage: Eukaryota; Metazoa; Chordata; Mammalia; Rodentia; Muridae
Gene: Msh5
Product: mutS homolog 5
Exons: 25
Coding region: 46-2520 (824 amino acids)
Biological process (GO): chiasma assembly; mismatch repair
Cellular component (GO): nucleus
Molecular function (GO): mismatched DNA binding; ATP-dependent DNA damage sensor activity; ATP binding
Source: RefSeq, a predicted model, not a curated record
CAUCACCUCCCCAGGAGUAAAAACAGCCCCUGGAGGCGAGAGCCCAUGGCCUUCAGAGCGCCCCCGGGCCCCGCGGUCGCCCCGGCCGGCUUCCCCAGCCCACAGGCCGCCAGGGCGGGGGCCGCGGGCGUCGAGGAAGAGGACGAGGAGGAGCCGGGCGAGGUCCAUCUGUGCGUGGUGUGGAGCUCGGGAUACCUGGGCAUCGCUUACUAUGACACCAGCGACUCCACUGUCCACUUCAUGCCCGACGCCCCAGACCACGACAGCCUGAAGCUCCUCCAGAGAGUUCUGGAUGAGGUCAACCCCCAGUGUGUCAUCACAAGUGCCAAACAGGAUGAGACCAUGACUCGCUUUCUAGGGAAGCUUGCCUCCCAGGACCACAGAGAGCCAACGAGACCUGAAAUUGUACAUUUGCCAAGCGUGGAUUUUGGUCCAGAGAUAAGCAAACAGCGGCUCCUUUCUGGAAACUACUCCUUCAUCCCAGAGUCCAUGACUGCCACUGAGAAAAUCCUCUUCCUGUCCUCCAUCAUUCCCUUUGACUGUGUCCUCACGGUUCGGGCACUUGGAGGACUGCUCAAGUUCCUGAGUCGAAGAAGAGUCGGGGUCGAGCUGGAGGACUACAGUGUCAGCGUCCCCAUCCUGGGGUUUAAGAAGUUUGUAUUGACCCAUCUGGUGAGCGUAGAUCAAGACACUUACAGUGUUCUACAGAUUUUCAAGAGCGAGUCUCACCCCUCGGUGUACAAAGUGGCCAGCGGGCUGAAGGAGGGGCUCAGCCUCUUCGGGAUCCUCAACAGGUGCCGCUGUAAGUGGGGCCAGAAGCUGCUCAGGCUGUGGUUUACGCGCCCAACCCGGGAGCUGAAGGAGCUCAAUUCCCGCCUGGAUGUCAUUCAGUUUUUCCUGAUGCCCCAGAACCUGGACAUGGCCCAGGUGCUGCACCGGCUGCUGAGCCACAUCAAGAACGUGCCUCUGAUUCUGAAACGCAUGAAGUUGUCCUACACCAAGGUCAGUGACUGGCAGGUCCUCUACAAGACUGUGUACAGCGCCCUGGGCCUGAGGGAUGCCUGCCGCUCCCUGCCCCAGUCCAUCCAGCUUUUUCAGGACAUCGCCCAAGAGUUCUCUGAUGAUCUGUACCACAUCGCCAGCCUCAUUGGGAAGGUGGUGAAUUUCGAGGAAAGUCUUGCUGAAAAUCGCUUCACAGUCCUCCCCGACAUAGAUCCCGAAAUGGACGAGAAAAAGCGAAGGCUGAUGGGCCUCCCCAGCUUCCUCACUGAAGUGGCACAGAAAGAGCUGGAGAAUCUGGACUCUCGUGUCCCUUCCUGUAGUGUCAUCUACAUCCCUCUGAUUGGCUUCCUUCUUUCCAUUCCGCGCUUGCCGUUCAUGGUGGAGGCCAGUGACUUUGAGAUUGAGGGACUAGACUUCAUGUUUCUCUCGGAGGACAAGCUGCACUACCGGAGUACCCGAACCAAGGAGCUGGAUGCCCUGCUGGGGGACCUUCACUGCGAGAUCCGGGACCAGGAGACCUUGUUGAUGCACCAGCUGCAGCACCAGGUGCUGGCCCGGGCUCCGGUCUUGACUCGGGUGUUGGACCUUGCUUCCCGCCUGGAUGUCCUCCUUGCUCUUGCCAGUGCUGCCCGGGACUAUGGCUACUCGAGGCCGCACUACUCUCCCCGAAUGCACGGAGUGCGAAUCAAGAACGGCAGGCACCCUCUGAUGGAGCUGUGUGCGCGCACCUUCGUGCCCAACUCCACAGACUGUGGUGGGGACCAAGGGAGGGUCAGAGUGAUCACUGGACCCAACUCCUCAGGGAAGAGCAUAUACCUCAAACAGGUAGGCUUGAUCACCUUCAUGGCUCUGGUCGGCAGCUUCGUGCCCGCUGAGGAGGCUGAGAUUGGGGUGAUCGAUGCCAUCUUCACCCGGAUUCACAGCUGCGAGUCCAUCUCCCUCGGUCUCUCCACCUUCAUGAUUGACCUCAACCAGGUGGCGAAAGCUGUGAACAAUGCCACAGAGCAGUCACUGGUCCUCAUUGACGAAUUCGGGAAGGGAACCAACACGGUGGACGGCCUGGCCCUUCUGGCCGCUGUGCUUCGUCACUGGCUGGCGCUGGGACCCAGCUGCCCCCACAUCUUUGUGGCCACCAACUUCCUGAGCCUCGUCCAGCUGCAGCUGCUGCCGCAGAGCCCGCUGGUGCAGUAUUUGACCAUGGAGACGUGUGAGGAUGGGAACGAUCUUGUCUUCUUCUAUCAGCUCUGCCAAGGUGUUGCCAGUGCCAGCUACGCCUCCCACACAGCUGCCCAGGCGGGGCUUCCUGACCAGCUCAUUGCUCGUGGCAAAGAGGUCUCAGACUUGGUCCGAAGGGGAAAACCCAUCAAGCCGGUGCAUGAGCUCUUACGGAGGAACCAAAUGGAGAACUGCCAGGCACUGGUGGACAAGUUCCUCAAGUUGGAUUUGGAGGACCCCGCUGUGGACCUGGCCGCUUUCAUGAGUCAGCAAGUGCUGCCCGCUGCCCCCACCAUCCUUUGAGGGUCCCCUCCGCCCUCACAGCUCCCCGAGCCCCGCGCCUCCGCACUUUCCUUCUGUCGUUUGCACAUGUUUUGUGUUAGGAAUAAAGGCUUUUU